AUGUCUAGUAACCGUCCCGCAGCCCCCACGGGCUUAGAGGACAAACAUUUUGGAUACACACACGAAGCUGAAGACAAAGACGCCAAAGACGUUGACGAAGAAGAAUACGAGGCCCAAGUAGCAUCUGGCAAUGAGCGCCGACUCAUUUGUCCUCUCGAGACAUGUCACGACUCGAUCCCGUUCCCCCUACCAACGGGCAUCAAGAACCUUCUGAGCCGGUAUCACCUCAACGAUGACUCGUCAGAGGACAGCCCCUCAGACGAGGUUACAACCUCUUACGAGCGAUUGAACGCCCAGAUCAGUCUUUGCAAGGCGAUCAAUCUCGUUCACACCGAAAAGGCCGCUUUGCGCUACUUUAAUAUGCAUGGCUUGCCGACGAAAAUCGACUUCGUUGCACUUCCUAUACGCAUUCUCGAAUUUCAGGAUGCAAUCCAAGAGCGAGCAACGAAUCGAGAGCGCCUUACGGACUGCUUCAUAUGGAAAAGUCUGCUCAAUCAUACCAGCAAGAAGGGGUUGACCCUCAGCGGGAUCGCACGUUGUGGCAUGGCCCAAUUGCCGAGUUCCAUCAUUUCAUUAGCUCGUCCUGGAUACUACGGCAAUAAAGGAGCUCACAUAAUUGAAGCUGUUGUCCUCAAGCUAGUUGAUCCAAUGUCUGAUGCAUUCGCGCCCCUUAGCCUACAGGCAUUCCGAGCUCUCUAUCUCAUCCCCUAUGUUGCUACCCGGCUAAUUGCGCAAGACAAGCAUUGCAGCAUUACAGAAGCAUGGGACUUAAUGAUUUCUAGUGCUGGCUUUGGUUCAAUCCUGCAGCGAAUAGAGGACGAAGACGAAGACGAACUCGACGACAUCGUCCGCUCAGUGUACCUCAACCCCACUAGUUACAUGCGCUACACUGGACCGCGGCCGAAGCCACGACCUUUAAGGAAAAAAGAGACCCCUGCGGCCGAACCUGGCGAUCUCGAUACUGGGCCUUGUCGAACCAGUGCACGCUGUCAUCCACCCCUUCGCGAGCCACUGGAAUUACCCCAAAAACGUUACCAUCUUCGCAGUCAUACAAAACAAGUGUUAACGACCGUCACUACUGACGACGCAAGCUCCUAG
Pleurotus ostreatus (oyster mushroom) is the source of this 1098-nucleotide messenger RNA. RefSeq lists its product as uncharacterized. The transcript has 4 exons. NCBI's taxonomy places the organism in Eukaryota, Fungi, Basidiomycota, Agaricomycetes, Agaricales, Pleurotaceae. The coding region runs from base 1 to 1098 and encodes 365 amino acids. The record is from RefSeq and is a predicted model, not a curated record.